AUCAUCUUAUUCGGGCUCGGCUCCAACAUCUUCAACAUCAACGUCUUCACCAGAAUGGGACUGAAAGACGGCGUCACUGUAUCUCUGUUUGCACUGGCCAUUUCUGACUUUUCGUAUCUGUUGAUCAGCGCGAUGAGGCGGUCCGCUACCAUCGUUAACUUAUUCCCCGAGGUGGCUCCCAAGGCGUUCAGUCUUUCUGAUGUUGUCUACGCCAGUUUCUGGUACAGCAAGGUCUUCUACGACAUAUCCACGUUGAUUCGGGUCUACACCGCCGUGGCCAGAGCGUGCUGCGUGGCCAUUCCGCUAACCUUUAAAAACAUUUUCACAAAGAAUGUUACCAUUUACGUGGUGUGUGCCGUGUCUUCUGCUUCACUUGCGAUUCGCGUCCCAAUGCUGGCGUGCCAAGGUUUUCAGAGCGUCUUUGAUAGUAAGACUAACGUCACGAGAUUGGUACUUUACUUUAACUCCCUAAGACCAGCGGCUCUCGCUGUUACCGACAUCGUCAACAGAAACAUCAUCGCCUGGGGAACUAUCAUCAUUGUUCUUAUUUCCCUCUUUGUUCUGAAAUAUAAUCUUGUUUCUGCGGCUAAAUUUAGACACGGAAGAAAAUCUGGACGCGUGACAUCCUCCAAUGAAAAUCCGAGCAAUUUUCUCGUCGGUAAAGAUCUCCAGGUGGUGAGGGUGGUGAUACUCGUGUCCAUCAUCUUCAUCAUCUGCAAUGUCCGCCAGCCAUCCCAGCUGUAGUAAGACGGAUAAUGCCCGAUUACACCAGUGACAUGCGCAUUGAAAAUGUCUUAGAGGCUAUUACAAUCCUUCUUGACACCGUCUCGUACAUCAACUCAAGUCUUAACUUUUUAGUCUACUAUUUUUUCAAUACUAAAUUC
Messenger RNA from Lymnaea stagnalis (great pond snail), 884 nucleotides. The record is from the annotation of a GenBank genome assembly. Lineage: Eukaryota; Metazoa; Mollusca; Gastropoda; Lymnaeidae.